AGAUCCCUUUGCCGUAAAUGAAGUAGAAGAAGACAAGCGGCUUUGUGGAAAGCAAGCGUAAUCGCCAGGACCUUUUCGUGGUCUUGAGAGUUUGUACACGGAUAUAAAAUUCACUUUGAAGACACUUGAGGUUUUUGAAUUAAGUGGCUGUAGACUCCAGUGCAUCCAGGUUUAAGUUAAGGAUUGUGGACGACAAUUUAAAGGCGGUCAUUAGCGAUCGAAUCGAAUAUUUUCAAGCAUUUGAGACCCAAGAAGAAAGAAACCAGUAAAGCCUUUGGAUCAAGUCAUGUCUCGCAGAAGAAGCCGCAGCCCAUCACCGGGGCGUUUUUCACGCUCCUGCAGCAGUAGCGAUCCGAGAGAUUUGGAGAGGCGCAUUUUUGUUGGGAAUUUGCCAACCUCCGACAUGGAAAAGAAGGAUUUGGAAGACAUGUUCAGCCCAUAUGGGAAGAUACUUGGCGUGUCCAUGUUUCGUGGGUUUGGAUUUGUACAAUUUGAACGUGUUGAGGAAGCCGAAGCUGCAAAGGCGGCCCAAAAGGGUCGAAUAUAUAAAGGUUAUAAAAUAGAUGUAAAUAUGGCAGUGGAGCGACGGCAAGCUAAACCUCAAUCCCAGCAGAGCCCUCCACGAAGGGCCCAGUAUGGAAGUUAUGGGGACAGCAAAGAUCCCCGGCCUCGGUCACGCUCACCCCUCUAUGCCCGUGAUACUCGGGACAGCCGUGAAUCUCGGGAAAGCCGUGAUGCACGUGAUGGGCGUGAGUCCCGGGACAGCCGUGAUGGGAGGGAUUCAAGGCCGGGUCGUGACCAUGAUUACCGGUACCGUAGCUCAGAGAGCAGAGACAAAGACCCCAGAGGCCCAGACCCCAGGGGCGUGGAUCCCAGGGGCCCGGAUCCCAGGGGCCCAGAUCCCAGAAGCCUGGACCCCAGAGGCCCGGACCCCAGAGGCUCAGACCCCAGAGGGCCAGACCCGCGAGAUCCCCCAUACAGCAGAGAAGACUAUGACAGAUACUUCCGCAGUAGCAGUGGUGCAGACGAGUAUUACCGGAGGAAGGAUGAACCCUUCAGAGAUGCUUACAGAGACCCCUGGAACGGACGGCGUGAGCCAGAGGCAGCAGAUGAUCGUGCUCGACCUGAAGAGCGUCGGCGUAAUGAACUGUAUCGACAGUACUAUGAAGAACUCCAGCGGCGCUACGACACGGACCGUCCUGUAGACUGCUCUGUGAUUGUCGUCAACAAGGCGCAAAAUAGGGAGUAUGCGGAGACGGUCGGGCGGAAGGUUCGUGAUUUGGGCAUGGUGGUGGAUCUGAUCUUCCUCAACACAGAAGUGUCACUAACCCAGGCUCUGGAGGAUGUAGGCCGAGCCCGCACUCCUUUCGCCAUCAUCAUUACCCAGCAGCACCAGGUCCACCGGUCCUGCACUGUCAACAUUUUGUUCGGCACACCGCAAGAGCACCGAAACAUGCCGAUGCAGGACGCCAUGAUGCUGGUUGCCCACAAUUAUGACGCCUACAAAGUUGAAAACCGUGAAAAAGAACGUGAGGAGAUUGCCAGAAAGGCUGCCAAGAUGGCGGACGACGUGUUACUCAGGGAGGCUGACAGAGAGAGCCAUCCUAUUUCUGUGCUCACCGCCAUCACACUCCUGUCUGAAAACAGAUUUGUAACCCCAGAGGAACUGGAUGGUCUCAUUGCGUACCUGAAGGACAAAAGAGCCCGGCUGCUGCGGAACACUGCAGACCCUCUCGCAGCUGCAGUCCAUGUCUCAGCUCCUACAGCAGUGCACCAUGAAGUUGCGUCCUCCGCUGCAGGACUUCCUCCUCCGUCCCAUUCUUCACUCUCUGCCCCACAGAGCAGCCACCUCGGCCUCUCAUCUGCUGCAAGCGGCGGUGCAAACCCCAGCCAUCAGCAGGAGCUGCAGGCUAAAAUCCUCAGCCUGUUCAACAGUGGCACGGGGGCGUCAGCAGGCGCUGCUGGCCCACCCUCCGCCUCCCAGACGCAGGGCUACGCCUCCCUUAUGCCACCCAGCUCCCAAAACCCAACCCGCCCACCCUUACCUGCCUCAGCUGCAGCCCAGGGCUAUGGCCCCCCGCCAGGCCGCAUGCCAGGUGCACCAGGUGGUCAGAGACCCCCCAGCUCUGCUUCAGGUAUCAAUUUUGACAACCCCAGUGUACAGAAAGCUCUGGACACCCUCAUUCAGAGCGGACCGUCUCUCAACCACCUGGUGGGCUCGGCACAAUCUCAGCAGGCACCCCCCAGGCCUGCACCAAGCAUGGGCCAGGUCCCACCUAUGUCCAUGUAUCCCCGACAUUACUAAAAGGUUGUAGUGAAUUAAUUUCUUCUCCUAAUGUGAGGUCCACUCUCCCUGUGACACAAGUAGACACUCAGUUCUCUGUGCAGUGAUUUACCAGCUGUGUAUAGGUAGAUUGUGUGGUUGGAUGUUUUGUAAAAACUUUUAAUCUUUUUAUUUUAUUUUUUAUUCAGAGUGUCGUGUUCAGUUGCUGAAAUUGAUUAAAUUUACUUUGAUGACUCGACCGGUCUACCUAAUGGUCUGCAUCUUCAAUUGUUAGCCAGAAGAUCAAUAUUCAGUCUUCUUACAUGUUGAACUAUGAGACAGUUGCAUGUGUCAAAUACAGUCUGUUUUGGUUUACGAUGGACUCGUUUUUUUUUCCAACCAUGAAUUAUUGUGUUUUAUAGUUUUGCAUAGUGUCUUUUUAAUUUGUAUCAACUGCAUUGUCAAAACAACAUGAUUAAAAACUCCAGACACAA
Epinephelus moara (kelp grouper) is the source of this 2757-nucleotide messenger RNA. RefSeq names its product nuclear receptor coactivator 5 (gene ncoa5). The record is from RefSeq and is a predicted model, not a curated record. Gene Ontology annotation, biological process: regulation of signal transduction. Gene Ontology annotation, cellular component: nucleoplasm. The transcript has 12 exons. The coding region runs from base 287 to 2305 and encodes 672 amino acids. Gene Ontology annotation, molecular function: RNA binding. NCBI's taxonomy places the organism in Eukaryota, Metazoa, Chordata, Actinopteri, Perciformes, Serranidae.